AUUCAUCUAAACGUAACUUGCACGUGUUUUUGUUUUGAAAAAUCAAUGUCAAUUUUGUGUUUAAUUUUUACUUGUUUAAAUCACAUUGCCAUUCCAUUUGAGCGUUUCUUUUGAUUAUUUACUUUUUUACAAUAGUUGAAAAAUAUAUUAAUUGUCAAGAUGUCUGCUGGAUGGUCUGAUGUGUUGAACCGAUUGAUUAACAGUGGUGGCAAAACAAAGAAAAAGCCUUUGAGUCGAGCUCUAAUUGUUAAAGAAGCCAAAGAGCCUAGAAAAAUAGUGAAAAAGAUAGCAGAAUUUGACUCAAAAAGAGUAAAACCUUCUCUGCAAGAUAGAGAAUAUGAAAGAAUGCUUCAAUCUAUUGCAACUAAAGGUGUUGUUCAAUUAUUUAAUACUCUGACCGAAUUAGAAGAAGACGAACCUCCAGUUAAACAAUCCAAAAUGAGUGAUCCUGGUCCAAGUACAUCAGUCUUAGAUAAGUGGGGUGAUCUAACUGUGGAAGAUGAUGAAGAAGAUGAUGCCAUUUAACCCAUUCUAAUUUAAUUUAUUAAAUAUCAUGGACACCGUUAAUUACUAUUUCCAACUCAACAUUUUUGUUAACUUUGAAUUAAAAUCUCGUGUUGAACUCA
Tetranychus urticae (two-spotted spider mite) is the source of this 626-nucleotide messenger RNA. The record is from RefSeq and is a predicted model, not a curated record. Lineage: Eukaryota; Metazoa; Arthropoda; Arachnida; Trombidiformes; Tetranychidae.